AUGGUGGAGCAGACAGAAUAUACAUGCCCCGAGUUGACUGCAAGUGAUCAUCUCUACAUUCCAAUGAGAUACAUGUCAAGUCAAGAGACAUACGGCAAUUUUUACUUUCCACCUCUUCCUAAAGGCUCUCAAAUCCAAAACCUAGCGCUGUCCUCUCGUCCUGACGUAAACAAUGAAGAUUGGGUACUGGCUGUCAAGUUUUCAGGUUCUAAGCUGAAGCUUUAUAGACAUAAUAAGGACUUUCGGUGGAUCGAUAUCGAAACCACACAUGAGUCUAUAAGUCCGUAUUCGAGUAUCAUGUAUUCAAUGAAAGAUCAAAGGUUCUAUGUUCCAACUCCUGGAUGCAAUUACUUGUGCUCCUUUGAUCUCAACUUCAAGGAGAAGGAUAAGCUCGAGUUUGUUGAGGUGCGAAAAACAGUUCUUCCUAAGUAUGACUUGUAUGAGUUGAAGGAGAUGGAUGCCUUUACCAGGACAGACCACAUGGUGGAGUCACCCUCCGGUAAACAAUUCCUUAUCUCAUGGUACUUUGGGGACGACUCUAGACUUCACAACACAAAAAAAUUCAAGGUGUUUAGAGUGGAUGAAAAGAUAUCCGAUAGUAAAACAAAAUACAUGUAUCUCACCGACAUCAUUGGAGAUCUUAGUAUUUUUCUGGGACGUGGUGAAGCUUUUUGUGUCAAAGCGAGCACUACUCCUGGUCUAAAGCCUAAUUGCAUCUAUUUCAUGGGACACAACUAUGGUGUUUUCGAUAUCACCACCCAAACUUGCACUGUCUUCUCCACUGAUGAAGGUCUAUUAAGCUCCACUGAAUUUCCUUCUUGGCCUCAUCCACUUUCUCUCACUCCUAAAUUACUUUGAUGGCAUUGUUGUAUUUCUU
Molecule: messenger RNA, 877 nt
Organism: Camelina sativa (false flax)
Lineage: Eukaryota; Viridiplantae; Streptophyta; Magnoliopsida; Brassicales; Brassicaceae
Source: RefSeq, a predicted model, not a curated record